GCGAAACCGCCCAUCUUUGCGAGGACUCGCCUCUGUGUCCUGGAUUCACGUCGACCCCUUGGAUCACGAAGUUGAACGACGACCACGAAGGAAGUGUAGGCCAAUAUGUGGAUCAUGCCGUUGCGGGGAAAGUAUCUCGUGUGGGCAAUCACAGCAUGUUGCUGCCAGGGAUUCCUCCUCCUGGGCUACGACCAGGGUGUAAUGUCAGGGAUUAUAGGAGCAGACAACCAGUUCGGAAGGGAUUUCGGGAACCCCGACCCUACAACGCAGGGGACCAUCGUAGCGAUAUAUGAUAUCGGCUGCGCGGUUGGAAGUUUGAUCACGUUCUUCUGGGGUGAGAGCAUCGGUCGCAAGCGUAUGAUUAUGGCGGGCGCGAUAACCAUGCUCAUCGGAACCGCGAUCCUGACUAGCUCGACAACAUUAGCUCAGCUUUACGUCGGGAGGAUUGUGACAGGAAUUGGAAACGGCUUCAACUCCUCGUCCAUUCCGGUGUACCAGAGCGAAACGUGCGGAGGAUUGGUGAGAGGGGCCUUAGUCUGCCUGAACUCUACCGUGACCAUCAUCGGACUUGUCUUUGCAUAUUGGCUGGACUAUGGAAUGUCCUUCGUGGAUGGACCUGCGCAGUGGAGACUUCCCAUCGGUUUCCAGGCCGUCUUCGCGCUCUGCCUCCUGUUGCAAGUCGCAGUGCUCCCGGACAGUCCGCGCUGGUGCAUGGCACAUGGCCGCGAAGAGGAAGGCGCCCGCAUCCUCGCACAGCUGGAGGACCGUGAUUCUGCAAGCCAUCCGGACGUCGUCGCGAAGCGCAAGGAGAUCGAACUGUCCUUGGCGCAGGAGAGCGCGGGAGGUCCCUUCCGUUAUCGCGAGCUGCUUCAAGGCGGGCCCCUUGGCAACUUCAGGCGCAUAUGCCUGUGCAUCGGGGUCAACGUUAUGCAACAAUUUACUGGGGCCAACAUGAUCAACUACCUGGCACCUGUUGUCUACCAGAAUACGAUGGGGAUGUCAAGAAAUCUGUCUCUCAUCCUAGGGGGAUUCACGGCAGUCACUUACAUGAUCGCGUCGUUUAUCCCGCUUUGGACCGUUGACCGCUUCGGACGACGUGCGCUUUUGAUGAUAUCCGCCACAGGACUAUCUGUGUGCUUCAUUCUAGCAUCGAUUUUGCUGUCCAUCGGAACGAAGGGCGCCGCUUACGGUGCAACAGCGAUGGUAUUCAUCUUCCAGAUAUUCCUCGGAAUCGGCUAUCUACCCAUUCCCUGGCUCUAUCCAGCAGAGAUCACCACUACGCGGAUCCGCGCGCGGGGUUCUGCGAUCUCGUCGUUCUUCAACUGGAUGUGUGUCUUCGCAGUGGUGGAGAUGACGCCUCCCGCGAUCGCCAACAUAAACUGGCGUGUCUUCAUCAUCUUCGCGAUCUUCAACGCGCUUUGGGUGCCGCUCGUGUACAUCUUCUUCCCGGAGACGAAGGGGUUGGAACUCGAAGACGUCGACCACAUCUUCGAGAAGGGUGGCAUCACUGGGGGUGUUUGGAGCAGCCCAGGAGGACGCACGGUAGAGCGAAGACGGACCGCUCGGGAUGUAGAGGUCAUGCAAGAAGAGGACGAGAAGGAGGUGGACGUGAGGAUUGAAGCUGAUGGGAAGAGAGACUAACGAUGUUUUCGACAUGACCGCGAAUUUUCCCAUGAUUCACAA
Molecule: messenger RNA, 1683 nt
Organism: Trametes versicolor FP-101664 SS1
Lineage: Eukaryota; Fungi; Basidiomycota; Agaricomycetes; Polyporales; Polyporaceae
Product: general substrate transporter
Exons: 14
Coding region: 115-1641 (508 amino acids)
Biological process (GO): carbohydrate transport; transmembrane transport
Cellular component (GO): membrane
Molecular function (GO): carbohydrate:proton symporter activity
Source: RefSeq, a predicted model, not a curated record